CCGUCCGGACUGUAGCUGCUGUGACACCGGGUCCGUCCUACAUGUGUUUUUGGACUAAAAGCGACGUAUUUUUGCUUUUUAUUACAUUUUAUAAGACAUUUAAAGAAGUUCCACAUUAAUCUGACUCUUUAUAUUUUUGUAACGUUUCCUCCAAAAUGGCGGCUGAUCACUUCCGGAAACGUUAAUCUGUAAAAAUCUGCUGAUUUUUUUUCUUCAUGUGCAGAAAAUUCUAGCAGGUUCUAUGGAGGUUCUGGAGGAGCAGCUGAAGGUUCUGUCAGUGUCCCGGCGGUCCCGUCCAGAGGAACCCACCUACCUGCUGGACGUGGUGCUGCAGCCCGGCGGUCCGUUGGCCGUUUCCUGCUCCAACUUCAGCGUCCGGCUCCACGACAGGGAGAGUCUCCGUCCUCUGGGGGAGUUUCUGGGUCACUCCGGUCCAAUCUGCGGCGUCACCUUCGCCCGCCGCUCCUCAGACCUGCUGUUCUCCGGUUCCGCCGACGGCUCGGUGCGGCUCUGGGACGUCCGGCGCCGCGGCUCCAACGCCGUCCAGACGUUCGGCAGCGACUCGACUCACAGCUUCUGCAGCUUCGACCUGAACUGCAGCGACGCUCUGCUCUGCGCCGGGACCGAGCAGGUGGACGGCGAGGACAGCUUCCUGGUGUUCUGGGACCGCAGGAAAGCCGGCGCCGACCCGCUGGGCGUCUACUCAGAGUCGCACAGUGAUGACAUCACACAGGUGCGCUUCCACCCCCAGGACAAAGACCGGCUGGCGUCCGGCUCCACCGACGGCCUGGUCAACGUGUUCGACCUGAGCCGCGGCGCCGAGGACGAGGCGCUGCUGGCCACCCUGAACAGCGACUCGUCGGCCGGCGCCGUCUGCUGGUGUGGCCCCGCCUCCAGCCGGCUGCUGUGUCUGAGCCACGACGAGGGGCUGCACCUGUGGGACCUGAGCAGGCUGGACAGCGACCAGCCACUCAGCCUCUUCAGCGCCGCCGACACCCGGAGCCUGGAGCUGCUGCCGGGCGGUGGCGGCGUGGACUACCUGGUCGGGGGGAGCUACCUGGAGGAGGCGGAGCUUCUGUUGGUGGUGGGCGGGACCAAGAGCGGUGAGCUGCACCUGAUGAGCUGCGACGGCGGCGGGCUGCGGCUGCUGAGGAGCCUGGAGGGAGGACACGCCUCCACGGUGCGCUGCUUCCUGUGGGACGCCCAGGGGGAGGCGCUGGUCACCGGGGGGGAGGACGCCCAGCUGUUGCUAUGGAAACCGGGAGGGGAGGAGCUGACGACGGGGAAAAAGGAAACGAUGAAGAGCCAAUCAGCUUUAAGACUCAAAUCCAGACCUCAUAAGAAACACGCCUACCAGAGAGAGAAGACGACGUAGAAGAAGAAGAAAGAAGAUAAUUCUGGUUUAUUUAGGUCACAUGAAAGAGUUAAAGGAGAUUUAUCUGUUUUUAUGACUCCAUUUGUCAGAAAAUACUGUCAAAAGCCAGAAAAACUAGUAUUUUUACAGUGUUUUUAUUCGUAAAAUGUUCUAUAAAUCAGACUGUGAUAAACAAUAAAUGAACAAACCUUCAGAAUAUUAACAUUAAUUAAUUAACAAUUAAUGUCCCAUCUGCUGAACAGAUUUCUGUCUAUACAGAAAUGUUUUCUAUUUAAAAUCUACAGAAGCUAACAGACAAACUGAAGCAAAAUAAACUCAUGAAUGUGAAUUUUGGAUUUUUUCUUUUAUUCUGAAAUAAAUCCGAGAGAGACACAAAACAACCAAUAAUAAAAGCAAAGGAACUACAAAGAGAAACUCUAAAAACAUAUAAAACUACUGCAAAAAUACACAAAACACUCCUGCAUGUAUUAAAAUGAGUUAAUUUAUUAUUGAUAUAAAUAGAAACAACGCCAACAUUUAAAGAAGUUGUUUGGAAUAAACAGAAUGCUGGAGAGAUUUACUGCACUAUGUUCAGUUAUUUUCUGAAUUCUUCUUGAAUCUAGUGUUUAACUUUUUAGUUUUACACCUGAGGAACUCAAAAUUGCCCCAAAUGAAAAAAAAAAUGUUCAAAAUGAUUUGAAAAAUUUAGUUUUGAGUUACUUUUGAGUCAUUUUGAACAAGUUUUGAGACAAUUUUGACUAUUUUUUUGACAUUAGAGAUGUUUUAUGUUACUUUGGACAAGUUUCAAAUCGUUUUGGACAAUUUAAGACAAAGUACAAAACUACAUCAAUAAAAUAAAUGCAGCAUGGCUCAGAAACGGUGAACAGAGGAGCAAGUUGUUGGAGAUACAUUCAGUAUGGAGAAACAUCUUUCUACAGAUGAUGAACAAACUUAAAAGUGGACUAAAAAUUGUCCAUUAGGACUCAUAUUGUCAAUUUCAACACAUUUUGGGCCAUUUUGAACACAUUUCAGGUUAUUUCAAACAUUUACUAGUCAUUUUGGGAUUUUUUGUUACUUUGGAGCAUUUUUGAGUGAAUAUGGGCAAUUUUAUAUUACUUUGGAUUUUACAUACAAAAUUCCAACCUACUGGAUCAAUAAAUAAAUGCAGCAUGGCUGAGAAACAGUGAACAGAGGAGCAAGUUGUUGGAGAUACAUUCAGCAUGGUGAAACAUCUUUCUAAAGUGUGAAAACGGUGGAUUUGCAAACAUUGGAAACAAUGUAAGUAAAAAAUAACAUAAAUAACAGUAAAAAAAAUCCAUAAUCUGUGCAACAUCCACAUAUUUCCUGUGUGUUGAUUCUAUUUUUGUUGGAAUUAAAGAAAUUAAACUUU
Molecule: messenger RNA, 2744 nt
Organism: Amphiprion ocellaris (clown anemonefish)
Lineage: Eukaryota; Metazoa; Chordata; Actinopteri; Pomacentridae
Gene: wdr89
Product: WD repeat domain 89
Exons: 3
Coding region: 242-1375 (377 amino acids)
Molecular function (GO): protein binding
Source: RefSeq, a predicted model, not a curated record